This is a messenger RNA of Solenopsis invicta (red fire ant), 1994 nucleotides long. It is a transcript of the gene CIA30, whose product is annotated as complex I intermediate-associated protein 30, mitochondrial. The record is from RefSeq and is a predicted model, not a curated record. The transcript is spliced from 2 exons. NCBI's taxonomy places the organism in Eukaryota, Metazoa, Arthropoda, Insecta, Hymenoptera, Formicidae. Gene Ontology annotation, biological process: mitochondrial respiratory chain complex I assembly; mitochondrial electron transport, NADH to ubiquinone. The coding region runs from base 318 to 1211 and encodes 297 amino acids. Gene Ontology annotation, cellular component: mitochondrion.
CUCUUGAAAAUAAAUAGAAAAAUGAUCUGCAUUAGCAGUGUAAUAUAUAGGUCAAUAAUAUUGACUCACACAAGUUUAUGAGUUGAGGCAUUACUGUCAGAGCAUAUCAGAGUUUCCCCAAAAUCAAUUUGGAGUUAACUGUUGAGUAAAUGUAGUUCUGAUUAGAAAUAAAAAAUUUAUUUUACAUUGUACAGAUACUGUAUAUAUUUGUAAAGUGUUUCGUAAUAAUAAUGUAUUAAUUCUGGGAUGAAUUAAAAACAGGGAGAUAACUUAACCUAACAUAACCUAUUGUCUCUGUACAUAAUUUCAAAACAAAUAUGAAUAUACGAGUUUUUAGCAAAAUAGUAACGGAUCUUGCAAUUGGCAGAAGAAAACUGCACACGACUGCGAGUCUGUCAUGUUUCAUGCAAAGAGACAGAAAAUCUGGUUACAAAACGUUGUAUGACAAACCACCAUUGGAACAGAAUUUGAGUAUCUUCGGUAAAUUACGUGAAGGAUACCGGCAAUUUAAGGAAGAGUUUGGUAUUUUCCUGGAGGAAGUGAGGGAACAAUUGAGAAACGAUCCUACUUUAUUAUACAGACUGAAUGAAAUUGAUGUUGUGUGGCGAUUUCGGAACAAUCCAAAGGCGUUGGAUCAGUGGGUCACCACGUGUGAUAGCGAUUACAACGAAGGCUUUUCGACAGCCAAAUUAGAGUUAUCUUCUACUGGCACUGGAGUAUUUUUUGGCACGAUAAACAAUCGUUUGCCCAAGGAUGGAAAAGUUAAAUAUGCCGGUUACUGCAACAUCAACAGUGUACCCAAACGAAGGUCUUUCAAGCGCGAGGUUUACCAUGAUUGGACGCCAUAUACCCAUCUCGUCCUUCGUAUCAGAGGAGAUGGCAGAUGCUACGUACUGAAUAUUGCCACCAGAGGCAUGUUCGAUUUGACCUGGAAUGAUGUGUAUCAUUACGUGCUCCAUACCAGAGGCGGACCUUACUGGCAAUACGUCAGGGUACCGUUCUCUAAGUUCGUAUUUUCGAGUAAAGGGAGGCUGCAGGAUAAUCAGAAUCCAAUUGAUCUGUUUGAGGUUUCGAACUUUGGUAUAUCACUAGCGGACGACGUUUCCGGCCACUUUAGAUUAGAAAUUGAUUAUAUUGGCUUAGAAUUCGACAAAUUCCACAGAGAAGAGUUUGCUUAUGAAUCUUACAAUGUUUCAGACAUCAGAUUCUAGUAGGUAAAUACAAAACACAAUAAAGACAAUAUAAAAAAUGUAACUAUGUUGUUACUAUCUGUGCAGUGACAGAAUAGUAAAAAAAAAGUAAUAUACAUUGUACAGUGUGAAUAAAAUAAACUUCUAUUUAAUUUAUUUGGCAAACUUGAAAGGGCAAAGAACUUGUUUGCCACUAUAUUUACUUCUGAAGAAAAGCCAUAGAAUAUAAUAUUAAAAUUAUAAACAAUUUCUGUGGCUUUUCCUUUUGGAUGUUUGUUCUUGAAAAUACAUUCUUAUUUUUCUGGAGUAUAAUUGUAAUAACAUAUGUAGAGCAAGUCAUUAGAUAUUUUUAUGAAUUCUUUUUCGAAUAUAUUAAAUUAUUGAUUGUCAGGAAAAAAUUUUUCAGUGAUCUUUCUUUGUUAGAUUUUAGGACAGAAUUCUAUUUAUAUAACCUCAUAUGUCAUAUAUACAUUUUAAUCUAUACAUAUAUUUUUAUUUUUAUUUGACAUGUGUAUUAUUUUGAUUCUUCGAAAAUUUUCCAUAUUACCAUGGCACAUUAAAAUUAUUAGUUAUAAAUAGAAUUCUAUACCGAAAUCUAACGUGUAUUAUAGAUCGUUUAAAACUAAAUUGAAUGAAUAUGUAAGCAUACAUUCGCGCAUGUAUGUAUUGCUACAUACAAAUAUAAAUUUUAUAUUGAAUAAAAUGUAAGUAAAUUAUUGGGAAGAAUAUUUUGGAUUUAUCAGCUUUUGUACUUAUUUUUUUAUCAUUUAUGUAAAAAAUAUGAAAAAUACGCAUAAAAAAAAA